Mucor mucedo is the source of this 2028-nucleotide messenger RNA. Its product is annotated as acyl-CoA N-acyltransferase. Gene Ontology annotation, biological process: regulation of DNA-templated transcription. The transcript has 8 exons. Gene Ontology annotation, molecular function: histone acetyltransferase activity. NCBI's taxonomy places the organism in Eukaryota, Fungi, Mucoromycota, Mucoromycetes, Mucorales, Mucoraceae. The record is from RefSeq and is a predicted model, not a curated record. Bases 122 to 1843 code for a protein of 573 amino acids.
CUUUUCUACAAAUACCACAAAGGUUAGGUCUGAUCGAUGGCGACAAAUGAUCUGAAGACAACAAUGAGCAAACGCCAGCGUCCUCAAGUUGACUUAUACGAUGCAAUAGUAUACUUUAGGCAUGUGUUUUUAUUGUGAUGGGGUCUAUGACUUUGAUACUGAAGGAAGAAAACAUGAACUGUUAAAGUGCUUUGAUUGUCAUCGAAACGCCCAUACUUUAUGUUCAGGAUUUGAAAAAACUUCAGCAGAAAUCGUGCAGACAUAUGAUUGGCAAUGUAACGACUGUAAAAGUUGCCUUGUUUGUCAAUCAAAGAAUGACGAGGACAAAAUUGUGUUUUGUAAUCACUGCGACAGAGGAUUUCAUACAUUUUGCAUUGAUCCACCUUUGAAAAAAGUACCCGAAGAUAAUUGGUAUUGCAACCUUUGCUCCAGUAUGCCCUCACCGCCUUCUUCUUUACCUUCACCUAAAUUAAUAUCAUUAGUCGACACGACAAACAAUUACAGCCUUAGAAGAUCCCCAACCCAUACCGCAAAGUUCAUUGAAAGCGCCAAAAUGACUAGACAGCAUAAAUCAUCAUCGGUACCAGCAGCAGCAGCAACAACAACAAAAUUAACAACAUCAUCAUCGACAACAUCAACAAAAACAUCAACAUCAACAAGUAGCAAACGAAAAUCGAAUAACCAUACCGCACAGGAUGAAAAUAAGGAUCAGUCACCCACCAUAAAAAAAAUACGCAUGACAGUCACUGAUCCUAUUCUGAUUAAACGUAAAAGAGGGAGACCAAAAGGCUCUUUAUCUGAUGGAGAGGACGAAGAGGAAUUUUUUAAGACUUUCGGUAAUAAAUUAUCAAAAUCCGAAGCUGACACAAAACGCGGCACACCAAAUGAGUCGGACAAAAUCAAAUUUGAAAAGGCAAAGAGCAAAUCAGCGCCAUUGACACCUGCAUCUAUCACUGAAAUCCCAAAAAUUACACAAAUUGCAUUUAAUCAUUAUUUGAUCGACACCUGGUAUGUUGCGCCAUAUCCCGAAGAAUACAGCCAAAAUCCAACUCUCUACAUAUGUGAGUUCUGUAUGAAAUACAUGAAAAGCCAGUAUAUAUCAGAUCGACAUCAACUUAAAUGUAAAGCACAGUAUCCUCCUGGUGAUGAAAUCUACAGAGAUGAAAAAAACAAAAUUUACUGUCAAAAUUUAUGUUUAUUGGCAAAAAUGUUUCUGGACCACAAAACUCUUUAUUACGACGUGGAACCAUUUUUAUUCUAUAUUAUGACUGAAGUAGAUGAUCGUGGAUGUCACUUUGUAGGAUAUUUUUCAAAGGAAAAACGUUCUGCUAUGAAUUACAACGUAUCAUGUAUUUUGACAAUGCCGAUAUAUCAAAGAAAGGGCUAUGGCCAAUUCUUAAUAGAUUUCAGUUAUUUAUUGUCCAAAAAGGAAAGCAAAACUGGCUCACCCGAAAGACCAUUAUCAGAUCUGGGUUUACUUAGUUAUCGAAGCUAUUGGAAAAAUGUCUUAUACCGUGAACUAGAGAAUCAAGAAAGUCCUAUUAGUAUAGAAGAAUUAAGCAAUAGGACAAGUUUGACUCCAGACGACAUUAUCUCCACAUUACAAACAAACAACAUGAUCAAAUACGAUAAAGUGACCGCACAAUACUCAUUGAUUUUGGACGUUAAAACUAUCAAAGCGCAUCUCAGUAAUAUUGAAAAAAAGAACUAUUCGCGUGUAGAUCCUGACAAGUUGACUUGGACUCCAUUUGUACUUUCAAGAGAUCGUCUAGCGGUGUUAUUAGGUCAAACAAAAUCUACCAUUAAAAACAUCGACGAGUCAACAGAUGUUGAUGUAGUUUAAAGACACACCGCACACAUUCUUAAUUAUUGCACAUUCCAAUUACCAGCAUCUAUUACUCUUCUCCUCCAUCCCACUUGUAUAUACAUGUAUACUUUUGCAUCUCAAAUCAUAUCCCCCACUCUUUACAUUCUCUAAAAUAAAGCAUUGUACCCUCAUUUCUAGAGCCCUUGGUUUACCUAACCAAA